Molecule: messenger RNA, 922 nt
Organism: Anastrepha obliqua
Lineage: Eukaryota; Metazoa; Arthropoda; Insecta; Diptera; Tephritidae
Gene: Obp44a
Product: general odorant-binding protein 99a
Exons: 2
Coding region: 112-540 (142 amino acids)
Biological process (GO): sensory perception of smell
Molecular function (GO): odorant binding
Source: RefSeq, a predicted model, not a curated record
UUUGAAAAUGUUAUCAGUCAGUUUUCGAAUUUUCAGACGUUUACGAUUGCACUAGCAACCAAUUCAGAUAUCCUUAGAAAUCUUAAACAAGAAUUACAAAUUUUAAUCAAAAUGAAGUAUAUUAUUGCCGUUUUACUCGCAUUGUUCGCUUUAGCCGCUGCCCAGGAGUACAAGGUACGCAAUCAGGAUGAUUUGCUGAAGGCGCGCAAAGAAUGUAUGGAAGCGAAGAAGGUCCCAGCAGAUCACAUUGAGAAGUACAAGAAGUUCGAGUUCCCCGAUGAUGAGGUGACGCGAUGCUACAUUGAGUGCGUUUUCAACAAAUUCCAACUAUUCAGUCCUACCGAAGGUUUCAAGACACAAAAUCUAGUUGCUCAACUUGGCCACAAUAAGGAAAACAAAGAUGCUCUGAAAGCCGAUAUUGAGAAGUGCGCUGACAAGAAUGAACAGAAAUCUGAUUCGUGUACAUGGGCCUACCGUGGAUUCAAGUGCUUCAUCAGCAAGAACUUAUCGCUGGUGCAAGAAAGCCUCAAGAAGAACUAGAUGCGUUCACACGUGAAGAGAAGUGAAGAGUUGCCGGUGCCAAAUCCCAAAAACAACACACAAACAAACACAAAGUACAAUCUUAAGACCAAUGGAACUAUGCAGAGGUGUGCUACCACCAACAACUACAUCACAAUCACAGCGAAUAUGGUUAUGCCCAUACUAUAAGUUGCGAGGCGCACGGCAAGCAGUUGAAAUGUUGGGGAAAAUAAAAUAAAACAAAUAAACAUAUGAAAUAGUACGGUUGAAUCAUCUUGAAACGUCCUGUUAUUUUCGCAUUUAACUACUCUUAUUUUGUUCACACAUAAAUUAUAUUUCAUUCAUUUGAUGUUAAUAAACUUUCACGAAUAAAAAUGAAAUGAAUUACGAUGAGCAAAACAAA